Messenger RNA from Symbiodinium sp. CCMP2456, 593 nucleotides. The record is from the annotation of a GenBank genome assembly. Lineage: Eukaryota; Dinophyceae; Suessiales; Symbiodiniaceae.
AUGCAAGCUGCAAGCCAUGCCACUGGCGGUGGAGAUCAAUCCAAACCAGCGGUGUACAGCAUGACACCGGAGGAGAUCCUCCAGAUCGUUCAGACAAAAUGCCAGGAAGGCGUGCCCUACAUCUUACUGGCCCACAUCGGACAUCCGACAACAUCCUCUGGCGACAUCUCUGCCUGCCACUGGCUUGGGACGAAGAACACUUGGAAGCCUGCAGUCAAACACAAUGUGGAGUUGGUGGAGAAGUUUCUGCAUUACCACAGUAUCUACCCUCAAUGCAUGCUUUGCCCCAAUGGCGUCGGCUUUGCAGAGCACGUGCCGGCGGAGAAGCACCUGCGCGCCCUGUGGGAGAAGUGCCCCACAGGAAAGAAAGUGGUUGAUUGCGCCAAGGAUCUCUGGCAAGAGUGGCGACUGCCAAAUCUCGUGCUCUUGAGAUACAAUCACUGCCACGGACAAGUGCUGAUCUGCAGGGGGGAGCCGCGCCCCGGCAAGAUGUUGCCCUUCCCGUCGGCGGACACUCCGGCCGCUGGCGCGCCGAUGAUGCAGUCGCGGGGUCCGCCCUCUGUGGCCCCGUCCUUCGCGCCGAGCUCCAACAU